Blepharisma stoltei is the source of this 465-nucleotide messenger RNA. Lineage: Eukaryota; Ciliophora; Heterotrichea; Heterotrichida; Blepharismidae. The record is from the annotation of a GenBank genome assembly.
AUGAAUGCUAUGACCUAUUGCAUUUCUCUCCUAUUCUUUGUAGAACUCAGCUGAGGAGCUAGUCCGAGUGUCUCUUAUAUAUUUCCACCUCAAUAUUCUUAUAAUUUCGAUUCAUCAUCUCUUCAAAUCAAACUGAGCGAAGCAGUUUUAGCAGGAGACAGCAUUCAGCAAAAAUUUGGUUUUUCACUUUGAGUCAAAAUGUUCCAGGUACUCACUCCUGGGAAAAUAUUUAGAAUUCUCCAGCCUGAUGCUAAAGAAAGUGAUAAUGAAGAUUUUGUUAGUCUUUCUUAUUCCCGCUUAUCACAUCAAUUUACAUUAGCAUGGCUGAAUUAUGGGAACGAAUUGUUUUCAAUACUAAAUUUACCUUAUGUAUGCUUUAUUUAGACUAUCUCUGCGAAUUGAAUAUUUAUUGGAAUAUCAGCUGGCUUUGAAAAUAGUCUUGCCUUUUUUAUUGCAAUAAUUUAG